AACGACUGCAUCCUCUGGGGUAUCUCACUCAUGGCACAGAAAAUACGGGAAGCUGACGAUCUUCUCAUGCACAUUCCAAAAGAAGGGAAAACGGUUCUCCCUAUUGAAGGGGAACGUAACAUCCUCAUAACAUCGGCUCUGCCUUACUGCAAUAAUGUCCCACACUUGGGGAAUCUGAUCGGCAGCUUGCUGAGUGCAGAUGUAUUUGCACGAAACCGGAAGACAUUCUAUGUUUGUGGUACCGAUGAGUAUGGAACUGCCACCGAGACACAGGCCAUCAAGGAAGGGUUAAGCCCUAAGGAGCUAUGCGAUAAAUAUAACGCCCUUCAUGUCGAGACAUAUAAUUGGUUCGAGAUAUACUUCGACUAUUUCGGUCGCACGUCGACGCCGGAACAUACCCAGCAAGUAUUCAGUUUUUUCCGCGUCUGUCAAGAAGCAUAUUUCCAUUUGAAAGCCAACGAUAUGCUUGAAAAGCAGGUCAAGCCGCAGACAUACUGCGAUGGAUGUGACAAAUUCCUCGCGGACCGAUUUGUUGAAGGGACAUGCCCCAAUUGCAAAUAUGAAGACGCUCGUGGUGAUCAGUGCGACCAAUGCUCACGGACCCUAGACGCCGUUGAUCUCAUCAACCCGCGUUGCCUCAUCUCUCCGAAGACCCACACGGUGACAACUCGUCCUUCAUCCCACAUGUACGUCAAGCUAGACCAAAUUCAGCCCCAGCUAGAAGAAUGGAUUAAAAAGAGCUGGAAGGAAGGAAAGUGGUCGCCAAACUCAGUGAUUAAUGUCGAUGGGGAGAUAACGGACGCAAGAUUGAAGACCGGGUUGAGACCAAGCCCAGUGACAAGAGAUCUCAAGUGGGGUGUUGAGGUUCCCACUAUUGACGACAAGGACGAGGAUGGUAUGAAGGGAAAGUUCGAUGCUCCAUUUGGCUAUGUCAGCAUGACCGCAGGAUACACCCCGGAAUGGAGGCAGUGGUGGUUCAAUCAGAAGAAUGUCCAACUCUACCAGUUUAUGGGGAAAGAUAAUGUCUAUUUCCAUACAGUGUUCUGGCCGGGUGUCUUAAUAGGCGACGGCCGAGAUUGGACACGAUUGCAUCAUGUUUCCAGUACCGAGUACCUCCAAUACGAAGCGGGAAAAUUCUCAAAGUCGCGUAAUAUCGGAGUUUUUGGACCUGGUGCCAAGGAGACUGGAGUUCCCGCAUCAGUCUGGAGGUUCUACCUAGUAUCAGCGCGACCAGAGACCGCAGACUCUACCUUUUCCUGGAAUGAAUUUAUUGCCAUCAACAAUAACAUAUUGCUUAACAACUUUGGCAAUUUCGUCAAUCGAGUGUUAAAAUUCGUCGUGGGCAAGUUCAAGGGUGUCAUUCCUGAGUCAGCGGAGGAGUCAGGACCCUUGAAGGAGGACGAUUUGGAUCCUACGUUCGUCCUGAAUGUCAACACGCUUCUCAAGGAGUACAUUGACUCCAUGGAAGCUGUGAAGCUUCGUCAUUCUCUUGGUGUCAUCAUGGCCAUAUCAGCGCGGGGCAACGAAUAUCUUCAACGAACUAAAUUCUUCGAUCUCUUCAAGACAGAUCGAGAGACUUGUGCCCGUGUGACUUCGAGAGCUCUCAACUUGAUUUGGGUGCUCUCCGCUCUCGUUCAUCCAUUCAUGCCUUCAACAACUACCUCAAUCUUGAAGCAGUUGAACGCACCUGCUCGGACAGUACCUAUAGAGCUCUCAAACGACCUUCUGGCGGGGCACACCUUGGGGGAGCCAGAAUAUCUCUUCAAGAAGAUAGACGAGAAGUGUGCGGAUGUAUGGAGAUCCAGAUUUGGCGGAGUCCAGGCUGCCGCGGCUGCGGUUGAAGUGGUUGUGGCAGACAAGACCUCGAAGAAAGACAAUAAGAAGAAGAAAGGUGAAGCAGGUACCGUUGAACUCCACGAGACCCAAGCCAGGGUCAUAAGCCCAAAGUCAAGAGAAGUCAUCGAGCUUGAGAAGCAGAUUCAAGUGCAGGGUGAUAAGGUGCGGAGAAUCAAAGCUAGAACUCCGCUAGAGGGUGAUGAAUCAUUCGAGGACGCGCUGGAAAAGUUGAAGAAGUUGAAGUUGGCGUUGCAGGAGGUUGGAUAAGUGGUUAGAUGCCUGUUUUAUUGUUGCAUGCCCAAUUUGUAAUGCCUUGUAGAUGCACGCGGAAUGUUCAGGUUGACACUAUUCAUUUACAGCAGGCGCG
Messenger RNA from Cantharellus anzutake, 2203 nucleotides. Its product is annotated as methionyl-tRNA synthetase. The record is from RefSeq and is a predicted model, not a curated record. Gene Ontology annotation, cellular component: cytosol; aminoacyl-tRNA synthetase multienzyme complex. The transcript is spliced from 12 exons. Gene Ontology annotation, biological process: methionyl-tRNA aminoacylation. Bases 31 to 2103 code for a protein of 690 amino acids. Lineage: Eukaryota; Fungi; Basidiomycota; Agaricomycetes; Cantharellales; Hydnaceae. Gene Ontology annotation, molecular function: ATP binding; methionine-tRNA ligase activity.